Messenger RNA from Ipomoea nil (Japanese morning glory), 1075 nucleotides. Its product is annotated as protein DCL, chloroplastic-like. NCBI's taxonomy places the organism in Eukaryota, Viridiplantae, Streptophyta, Magnoliopsida, Solanales, Convolvulaceae. Gene Ontology annotation, cellular component: chloroplast. The record is from RefSeq and is a predicted model, not a curated record. The coding region runs from base 156 to 842 and encodes 228 amino acids. The transcript is spliced from 4 exons. Gene Ontology annotation, biological process: chloroplast rRNA processing; chloroplast organization.
CUUCUCCGGGUAAAGCAUCCAUGAAAUGAACACUGAUUGGUUGUCACAGAACCGAAGGGGAACAGAAACCAUUGACAUGCUGAAUCAAUGAAUUGCGAAGAAGAAUAGUAGAAUUAUUAGGAAUUUUGUUUCCAACUAUAUUGAUUUAUACUGAAAUGGUUUCAGUUUGUUCUCCAGCGAGUUCACUGCAAGUUGAUUUCCUCCAUGGUAACCUUACCUCUUGUCAUCCGUUACUUCCACCGGCUUCUUUCUCGUCCCCUUGCUGGAGCCACUUUCAGUUCCGUCCGUUCGCGGCGGGGCUAAAGAUUGGCGCCGAAGGCGGUGGGAAUCGGAGCAGUCGGGACGCUUACAGCUCGGAGCUGUUGAGGAGGCCGGUGAUUGAGCCGUUAUUGGACACCGCCGCGGAGGAGGAGUCUGCUGAGGAGGAAUCCGACAAUGAGGGGGAGAGAAAGAGUGAAGAUGGGUGGGUUGAUUGGGAGGACGUGAUUUUGGAGGAAACGGCUCCGCUUGUCGGACUUGUUAGGAUGAUUCUCCAUUCUGGAAAGUAUGAAGCUGGUGAUAGACUAAGCCCCAAACAUGAGAGUACUAUUCUAGAAAGGAUUCUUCCACACCAUCCAGAGUAUGAAAUGAAGAUUGGAUGUGGUGUUGAUUAUAUUACGAUAGGAUACCACACCAUUUUUGGAAACUCAAGAUGCUUAUUCAUAGUUCGAAAGGAUGGAGAAUCGGUUGACUUCUCUUAUCAGAAGUGUAUAAAGGCUUUGAUCAGGAAAAACUACCCACUCUAUGCUGACAGCUUCAUUCUUAGGCACUUUCGGAGACGUCACAAGUUUAGGCAUGAUUGAAGAGAUCGUGUUUGGACUUUCUGCACGUGAUUACAGCACUGUCGAUACAGUUGCUUCAUGGGCUAAGUAAUAGUGUUAGAACUUAGAAGAUAGCAAUCUCCUGAAAUAAGCAUUGAUAUUGAGUGCUUAUUCUCUUAUUUCUUUACCAUUUUCCAGCAAGAAUUAGGCUGUCAAUAUUUCCUUGUUUAAAGAUUCUCUGUGUCUUGAAUUGCAGUUACAUGAUGUUUCCUCUA